Messenger RNA from Chara braunii, 3094 nucleotides. NCBI's taxonomy places the organism in Eukaryota, Viridiplantae, Streptophyta, Charophyceae, Charales, Characeae. The record is from the annotation of a GenBank genome assembly.
CUGGUCCUAUAGUCCACCAUGUUCAUGCUAGGACGAACUUCAGACAGGUGGGGGGUCCGUGGGUGGCCCUGCCCGAUAGACUUCCUACCGCUCGCACGGGCUCGUUGGCCGCUCUCUUGGAGCGCCGGCGUGCUGCGCAGGCCUGGGCGGGCAAGUGGAAGACGCCGGCGGAGCGGCUGUUGAGAAGCCCAGCCCUCGCUAGUGGCCACGUGGAAGAUGUAUGAGCACUACUGACACGUGGACGACAAUACGUCAGCCGUGGCUCACCGACGAACGACGAGGCUGUGACACGUGGCAAGGUGUGGAGGUCUCUCAACGGUCAGCAUAGCCAUCAAGCUCUGCUGUGAACUCGUCAUCGGCCGACCGCCUGACUCUGUUGCCAUCUUCCCACGUUGUUCUCUCUCUCUCUCUCUCUCUCUCUCUCUCUCUCUCUCUCUCUCUCUCUCUCUCUCUCUCUCUCUCUCUUUCUCUCUNUCUCUCUCUCUCUCUCUCUCUCUCUCUCUCUCUCUCUCUCUCUCUCUCUCUCUCUCUCUCUCUCUCUUUCUCUCUCUUUUUAGCGCGCGUACACACACACACACACAAAGAUGGUGAAGAAGAAGGAGAAGAAGCCGGCUUCGGCUUCCAAAGCAUUGGCGCCGAAACAUUCUAUGGAUGAGAAGCGGCGGCCGAACAAGAAUGCGGAGCCGGGCAUGAGAUCAGCUUCCACUGUUCGGCGGCUGGGUAUGUACAAAGCACGACCCGUGAGGAAUCGAAGGGGCAAGAUCUUGCGCGAGGAGUACCAAUCCAAGGAACUUCCCAAUACCAGAAUUCAACCGGACAGGCGAUGGUUCGCACGGGUGCACCUGCUGGAGACGGAGAAAUUUUCUGAUGUUUUUGGCCCGAAGAAACAGCGCAAGCGGCCUAAGCUUGCAGUGGAAGAUUAUGAAGCCCUUGUGACCAAAGCAACUUCAAUUGGAGAUGUUUACAAUGAGAAGCUGGAUGCGGGUAUGAGGGACCCAGGAACCUUAGUGGAAGACGGUGAUGGCGUGAGGGCAGAAGUCAGGGAUAGCAUGUUUAGUAAAGGCCAAAGCAAGCGGAUCUGGGGAGAGCUCUACAAAGUUAUCGACUCAUCCGAUGUCGUGAUUCAGGUUUUGGAUGCAAGAGAUCCUCAAGGGACACGAUGCAGACACCUGGAGAAUCACCUGAAGAAGAACUGCAAACACAAACACUUGCUGCUGCUUCUGAACAAGUGUGACUUGGUGCCGGCAUGGGUGACGAGAGGCUGGCUGAGAGUCCUGUCACGAGAAUAUCCCACCUUGGCGUUUCAUGCAUCGGUCACCAACCCGUUUGGCAAGGGUGCUUUGUUGUCUCUGUUGCGACAACUAGCAAGGCUAAAGAGUGAUAAGCAGGUCGUGUCCGUUGGGUUUAUUGGCUAUCCUAACGUCGGAAAAUCUUCCGUAAUAAACACGCUACGGACAAAAAAGGUCUGUAAGGUGGCGCCGAUUCCCGGUGAGACAAAAGUGUGGCAAUACAUCACGCUGAUGAAGAGGAUUUUUCUGAUCGAUUGCCCAGGAGUCGUCUAUCAUUCCAAGGACUCAGAAACUGAUAUCGUCUUGAAAGGAGUGGUAAGAGUUGGGAAUCUGGAGCAUGCUUACGAACAUAUUGGCGAGGUGCUUCAACGUGUCCGGCCAGAAUAUCUGAAGAGGGCCUACAGGAUCUCAUCUUGGGAGAACGACGAGGACUUUCUUUCGCAAAUUGCAAAGCAAACUGGCAAACUGUUGAAGAAAGGGGAGCCUGACUUGAAUACAGCCGCGAAGAUGGUUCUGUAUGAUUGGCAACGAGGCAAGAUACCAUUCUUUGUGCCCCCACCUAGUCAGGAGGAUGGGGACCGGGCAGCAGCGGCUCCGGCAUCCACGGGACGUGAUAAACCUGUGGGAACAGCAGAUCAAGCAGGGAAAUCAUCUGCAGAAGCUGAAAGGAGGAGCUCAGCAGAUGCAGAGGAAAGCGAAGAGGAGGGGGCUGAGAUAGAUCCGCUAGGGAGAAAGAAAGCAGAGGUGGAUGCUGUCAUAACUACCCUAGUUUCAAAGCAACAGGUGAGAAAGUUGCCUGUUCAGGAAGGUUUCUUUGUGGAAGAGGAUGAACGGUUGGGUAGCGGUGAUGAUGCGGGCGAGGGUAACGGCACAGACGAUUUGCGGGAAAGUGACAUUUCGGAGAACGAUGAUGAUGAGGAGGGGCAGGGGGAGGAGGAGGAGGAGGAGGAGGAGGAGGAGGAGGAGGACAUGGAGGAGGAACCGGAAGAUGGAGAUGAGGACGAGGAAGAUGAUGAUGGGGAUGGGAAGGAGAGAAGGGCAAUCAGUCCAAGUGACGAGGAGCCGAACGAGAUCACCGGGAAGAGCGAUACGGGUAGCGAGAAAAAGAGGAAACGGACCAGCGCCAAGGUGGACGAUAAGGAAAAGGAGGAGGAGGAAGAUGAGGAUCUGUCUUGGGAAUCUCUCUUACAGAGUGUGCAAGAGCAAGUUCAGGCGACAGCUGCACCGGGCAAAGCACCAACACCCGGGAAAGAGGGAAGCCCGGGUCAGCCGACGCUUGGCAGCAAGGAUGAGCCGUCGCCUGAUCAGAAAGAGCGGCGGAGGAAGAAAGGUAAGAAGAAGGGUAAAUAAAAAAUAAGCCCUUUCGUCGGUGUGGCUGCACGGAUCGAAGAACAACGGCAGGGUGGAAAGAUGAAGAGGGUAGACGGACAGUUGUUGCAGGCGCGCACGCACGUAUACAAGGCACCAGAACUUCAACCGAACGGACAGGACAACGGAAGAAGAUUCUGACGAAUGCAUUUUGCCUUUACGUGGAGCAGAAAGACGAUCAGAGGUGAUGUGCAGCAGUACUGGGAUUUCUUGUGUUCGCUUCGGAAAGAGUUUUCUCAGGUUAGAGGGAAGAAAGUACGCUUUUCCAGAUUCUCUUUGAAUCAGGAUUUUUUUUUUUAUUGUCUCCGCGCUUGGGAAAGAGUUUUCUCAGGUUGGGGAAGUAAGAGUACACUUCCAGAUUCUCUUUGAAAGUUGAAACAGGGUUUCUUGUGUCCGCUUGGGAAAGUGUUUUCUCAGGUUAGCGUAUUUUCGAAAUG